AUGCCUCGCUCUGCUCUGGGAAAGAGGACUCGUAACGAUGGAGAUACCAUCGUUGUCGAAACUCCUACAAAAAGAUCUCGUCACCUCGACGCAUAUACUCUCUACAAAGACGACGAAGAGAACCAAGAUCCCCAAAGCACCCCAGAUGCCCAUGACACCAUCAAGAUUGAGGUCGAGCCUGUGGAGGAUGCUCCAAGAAAGAGACAACGAUCGGAAUCACAAGCAUCUCUCAAGAAGAAUCCCGUCACACCAUCCACACCACGACAUCGAGAUGUAUUGUCAGGCUAUCCCACCACACCUCGCCAUGCGGUCAUGUCGGCCGGAAAGCUUUUCAAGCGAUUGACACCAAACUCACCAUUGUCGCCGUCUACCAUCCAGACUGUCUACCACUCCGCACGACAGCUGUUUGCGCGCGGAGCAGAGCCCGGUCAGCUUAUCGGCAGGGAAUCUGAGCGAGAAGAGCUGGCCAAGUUUAUGAAUCGCUGCACCUCAUCAACGCCCGGCGGCUGUCUGUAUGUCAGUGGAGCACCUGGAACCGGCAAGAGCGCUAUGAUUACGGAGAUGACGAGAGAGUAUUUGCAGCGAGAUGGAAUCAAGACGGCAUACAUCAACUGCAUGAGCAUCAAGUCUUCCAAGGAUUUGUACACAACCCUGCUUACGCAGCUCGGAGAGGAUGGUAACGUAGCAGAGAGUGAAGCAAUUUCAGCACUCCAACAGGCAUUUUGCCCCAAAACCAAGUCGUCUACUGCCUAUUUGAUCACUCUGGACGAAAUCGACCAUAUCUUGACUAUGGGCCUGGAGAGCCUCUACCGGGUGUUCGAGUGGUCCCUUCAAAAAUCAUCGCGCCUCUCACUAAUUGGAAUCGCCAACGCUCUGGAUCUGACCGACCGCUUCCUGCCGCGACUCAAGUCGAAGAAUCUGAAGCCAGAUUUGCUCUCAUUCUUACCAUACACGGCCGCUCAAGUCAAAAACAUCAUCACCACGAGACUCAAAUCUCUCAUGCCCCAAGGAGGCAAAGAGGGCUACGUUCCUUUCAUUCACCCAGCAGCCAUUGAGUUGUGUUCACGAAAAGUCUCAAGUCAGACUGGAGAUCUUCGAAGGGCGUUUGAGAUUUGCCGGCGUGCGUUGGACUUGAUCGAGACCGAGACCAGGUCGAAGCAUGAAGAAGAGGCUCGAGAAAAGCUCCUUCAAAUGACGCCUUCUAAGCGACCUUUGGGCGAGAACGUGAAUGGAGUUGCCGGAGCUGGGUCAGCAAGGAACGUUCUGCAGAUCAUGGCGGGGUCCCUUAAAAGUUUGACGGCAGAGACGGCACCCCGAGCAUCGAUAGGACACCUCAAUAAGGUCACCGCUGCUGCCUUUAGCAAUGGCACAACGCAGAGAUUAAAGACGCUGAAUCUGCAACAAAAAGUCGCCCUCUGUGCUCUGGUAGCAUAUGAAAAUAGAAGUCGAGCACUGGUCAAGACAAGCAAUACACCAGCCACACCAUCAAAGUCUCAAUCUCUAGCACCAACCAUCAAGGCUCUGUUCGACACAUACUGUCAGCUGUGCACCCGGGACUCAUUGUUACAUCCGCUCUCCAGCUCGGAAUUCAGGGAGGUUGUUGGCAGCCUGGAGACCCUUGGCCUCAUUAGUGCAGUGGAUGGCAAGAAUGGCAGCUUCACUAUGGCGCAAACUCCUAGCAAGCGUGGGCGAAAGUCAACUGUUGGUAGUGGGGACGAGAAGCGAGUCGCCAGUUGUGCAGGUGAGAAGGAAAUUGAGUCAAUUGCUGACGGACCAGGCGCUGGCAUUUUGCGGAGUAUCCUGACCGGGGAAGCAUUGGAUUAA
Pochonia chlamydosporia 170 is the source of this 1824-nucleotide messenger RNA. Its product is annotated as cell division control protein Cdc6. Gene Ontology annotation, cellular component: nucleus. The transcript has 2 exons. The coding region runs from base 1 to 1824 and encodes 607 amino acids. Gene Ontology annotation, molecular function: DNA replication origin binding; ATP hydrolysis activity. Lineage: Eukaryota; Fungi; Ascomycota; Sordariomycetes; Hypocreales; Clavicipitaceae. The record is from RefSeq and is a predicted model, not a curated record. Gene Ontology annotation, biological process: cell division; mitotic DNA replication checkpoint signaling; DNA replication initiation.